This is a messenger RNA of Pongo pygmaeus (Bornean orangutan), 459 nucleotides long. Its product is annotated as metallothionein-1F-like. The coding region runs from base 87 to 353 and encodes 88 amino acids. Gene Ontology annotation, molecular function: metal ion binding. The transcript has 3 exons. Gene Ontology annotation, biological process: cellular response to cadmium ion; detoxification of copper ion; cellular response to copper ion. NCBI's taxonomy places the organism in Eukaryota, Metazoa, Chordata, Mammalia, Primates, Hominidae. The record is from RefSeq and is a predicted model, not a curated record. Gene Ontology annotation, cellular component: nucleus; cytoplasm.
UGGCUAUUGGGCUCCACUACGCCUUCCACGUGCACCACUGCCUCUUCCCUUCUCGCUUGGGAACUCUAGUCUCGCCUCGGGUUGCAAUGGACCCCAACUGCUCCUGCGCCGCUGGUGUCUCCUGUGCCUGCGCCAGCUCCUGCAAGUGCAAAGAGUGCAAAUGCACCUCCUGCAAGAAGAGUGAGUGCGGGGCCAUCUCCAGGAAUCUGGGACUGUGGCUAAGGCUGCUGCUCCUGCUGCCCUGUGGGCUGUGCCAAGUGUGCCAAGGGCUGCAUCUGCAAAGGGGCAUCAGAAAAGUGCAGCUGCUGUGCCUGAUGUUGGGACAAACCUGCUCCCAAGUACAAAUAGAGUGACCCGUAAAAUCCGGGAUUUUUUGUUUUUUGAUACAAUCUUGACCCAUUUGCUACAUUCCUUUUUUUCUGUGAAAUAUGUGAAUAAUAAUUAAACACUUAGACUUGA